This is a messenger RNA of Tricharina praecox, 2907 nucleotides long. RefSeq lists its product as uncharacterized. NCBI's taxonomy places the organism in Eukaryota, Fungi, Ascomycota, Pezizomycetes, Pezizales, Pyronemataceae. The record is from RefSeq and is a predicted model, not a curated record. The coding region runs from base 1 to 2907 and encodes 968 amino acids. The transcript has 5 exons.
AUGGAGUAUGCCCAGCUGAACUCGAAUACACACCACCAGAACCCCCAAGAUAUCUAUGCGCACGUGGGAACGGCAGGGGAAUUGUACCAGGGCGAUCAGCAACAAAGCUUGCGCUCGCGGAUGCAGCGGCGACAGCAACUACAGCAACAGAACCAGAACCUGCAGCACCAGCAACCACUGGAAUUGCUACAGCAGCAGCAGCAGGAGCAGCUACAACUGCAGCAGCUGCAACAGCAACAGGCGCUCGAACAAUCUCAGUGGGAUGGAUACCAGCCCCCCGUGACAGGCGCUUACGCGCAGCCGGCGGAUCUCCUCCAAGCACCGUACUCUCCUCCGGAGGGCGGCUACUACAUACCGAAUUCCGGUGUCAAUGUUCCGUACACUGAUGCGCAGUCACAGUUCCACGAGUCGUUCUACGGAAGUGGCGGCGGAGGCGGCGGCGGCGGCAACGGCACAUUUCUCGCCACCACCGACCCGUCCACAACGCAGCCCCGGGUGGUGGGCUACGAAACUCAGGACCCCUGGUCAAUGGGUCAAAUGGUACCGAAUACUACCAUAGACAUCGAUCACACAAUGGGCUUGCCGGCGACGACGGGCGCAGAGACCUUCUACAAUCCGCUAGAUCCGUCGUUUCUGGACGUUGAUCAGUACAAUACCGAUUUCCUCAAUGAACUCACGCAGCACUACUCGGCCGAACAUGGGUACGACCUCGAACCGCUGCCGCCGAGUCGAGGCGUUGAUCUUUUCGAUCGUCCUGUCCCAGAUCUGCCGGACGUACCGCGUGGUCGCAAUAGCUGGCUGCCACGGGACCGUCUCCAGCACACCCCCGAGACCAUCAUGGAGUGGUUCACCACAAACUACGCAUCCAAGCGGAAUCUACCGGUCACCGGGGACGAGAUCCCGAAGGAGAGCGGUGGAAUACUGUGCGAGCUAUGUCAGCCGGCCUGCUUGGUGGAUUCGCUCGCGUACCGUCCGCAUAGAGAGGAGAUCCACGGGGUGGACUUCCAGACCGGAUUCCGGUAUUGGGCUCCGCUUGAGGUGAAGCCAAUUGUUGGCAUUGUUGGCGCCGGCUACGAAGGAUUCUGCGCAAGCUGCAAGAACUGGAUCGCGUUGGACUUGUCGAAGCCCGACUUCAACUGGUACCAACAUGCUUCGACGUGCCAGGAUCACACCGUAUGGACGGACGAAAAGAAGCCCGCAUCACCGAUCGAACGAUACACCACCAGCGGCUCGGAAGAUGAAGGUGCUGAUGUGAACGCCAUCAAGAAGGAAGCAACGCGGCGUGCGAGGGCUGGUGAUUUCUUGCUGCCUAGACCGCCAUUCGCUUCCAACAGCAAUUCGAAUCCCUCGGAUGAAGGCAGCAGCGACAUCCCGUCCUCCAACAGCUCGCACUCGGUUCUCACCUCGAACUCGAACUCGAACUCCAGUGUCAACUCGGCCAUGUCGCAGCACUCCCUCGAGAGCCGACGAAAGAAGGUGCUCCGGCUGCGCAAACGGAAGGGCGCCAGAUCAUCGAACCAGGGGCUGCGCUUGUACCAGUGCACAUUCUGCAUGGCCGACUUCGCCAACUUUGGCGAUUGGCGCCGCCACGAAGAAGUCAUCCACCUGGUCCUCGAGAAAUGGGUGUGUGCGCCCGAAGGACAGUACAAAACCGGCACACAGGAAUGCGUGUACUGCGACGAAGUGCACGCUGAGAAAUCCAACAUCCCCAACCGCUGCAACGCAUCGUACUGCCACGGCCGCGGGCCCUCGGAACGCAUCUUCGCGCGAAAAGACCACCUCAAGCAGCAUCUGAAGCGCAUGCACGGCAUCACGAAGUGGCGCCUCUCCUUCGAAGCGUGGGCGCAGAAAUCCAAAGGGCCGCAAAAAUCGCGCUGCGGCUUCUGCGCCGCCACCUUCGAGGACUGGCACCACCGCAUGACGCACGUAGCCUGGGAAUUCAAGCACGGCCAGAAGAUGUCGCAAUGGCAGGGCGACUGGGGGCUCGACCACAAGUGGAUGCACGCCGACGGGAAGCUGUCGAACCCCAUCCUGCCCGCCGACAGAACCGACCACAUCUCGAAGACCCUCAAGGGCGCGCAGGCGCUGACGCCGGCUCACGCUCACGCCCAGGCGAAAGGCUCCCGCGUGCCGGACUCGGGCGGCAAAAGCGCGCCAUCAGACGCCGAUCACGCCCACCAUUCCCUGCGCGGCGGGAAAUCUGGCCGCGGCCUGACGCGGAAACCGCGGCUCACGUCGCUGCGCGAUGGGUUCAGCCAGCAGCAGGAGCACCAGCACCAGCAGCACCAGCAGCAGCAGGGGCUGUUCCAACAGCAGAUGGACCAGUUCCCGCCGCCGCAGCAGGAGGAUCUGUACCAGCAGGGGGGAGGAGGAGAUAUGUACGCGCAGGGAGACAUGUUCCAGCAGGGGGAUAUGUUCCAGCAGCAGCAGGAAAUGUUCCGGCAGCAGGAUCUGUUCCCGCAGGGAGAUAUGUAUCAGCAGCAGGAUAUGUACAGCCAGCUCCACCACCACCAGCAGCAGCUGCAGCAGCAGAUUUUCCAGCGUAUAAAACCGGAAAAUAACUUUUCACAACCGAUACAGCCGCAGCAGCAAGUCCUGACUCCCCCAUUCUCCUGGUCACUUCCCUCCAGCGCCGUCUCGCCACCACAAACCAGCCCACUAUCAGCCUCGUACACCAACCUUAACCACAACCACAACCAGAACCAACUCCCGAUCCAACCGCGGCCGCCAGAGACAGUUCCCGUACCAGUGUCGACGGCGGCGGGAGGGACGGGAGGGAUGGGGAAGGCGGAGCAGGCGGGACAGAAAAAGACGCCGAGCUUUCAGUGUCCGUAUUGUAGCACUAAACUGUCACGGCAGGAUAAUCUCAGGAGGCAUGUUAAGACGCAUUUUGUUAAGACUAGUUGA